Ictalurus furcatus (blue catfish) is the source of this 1480-nucleotide messenger RNA. RefSeq names its product mitochondrial rRNA methyltransferase 3a (gene mrm3a). The transcript is spliced from 4 exons. NCBI's taxonomy places the organism in Eukaryota, Metazoa, Chordata, Actinopteri, Siluriformes, Ictaluridae. Gene Ontology annotation, molecular function: RNA binding; RNA methyltransferase activity. The coding region runs from base 57 to 1409 and encodes 450 amino acids. The record is from RefSeq and is a predicted model, not a curated record. Gene Ontology annotation, biological process: RNA processing.
GAACGCUAGUCUUUAGCACCGCCCAAUAGCUGUGACGUCAUCACCAAGCAACAAACAUGGCGGCGCUCAUCAGCGGCGUGAGUCGGGAGCUCGUGCUUUUUACUGAAUGGAGGUCAUUAUUGUUAUUGAGAAGCUGUAACAGUGUAGUUAUAAACUCGAGAAGAUUUAUCCGAGGUCUCAGGCGCAGACCGGUAGCGGUGCUUUAUCCCGGUGAUGAACGUGAGACUCUCAUUAAAGCACCUGACCAAAGCAAGCAACACAAACAUGACCCUGAGACACUGAAGAAACAUCCGAAUAAGACAGAUGGACGGACGACUAAAGAGAAAACAUCCUCGGACACCCUCAGGCAAACUGGGAUAAAGAGGUCUAGUGGAAAUCUGCCUGGAGUGGCAGUUGAGAGUUGUGGUGUGAGGGAGCAGCUGGACGGCCUGCGGUUCGACAGAGCUCUUCCUGGAGACAAGAGACUUGCGAAGAUGGCGAGCAUUGCCCGCUCCAGAGCAUUUAGAGAGAAGGAGGGCAAAGUGUUGCUGGAGGGAAAGCGUCUGAUCUGCGACGCCAUGGCUGCCGGAGCGUCUCCUCAGGUGCUGUUCUUCAGCAGAGUGGAGAACCUGCGAGAGCUUCCUCUGGACAAACUGCGCCAGGCGUCUCUGGUAAAGGUCAAGUUUGAGGACAUCAGAAUCUGGUCUGAUCUGGUCACUCCACAGGGGGUUAUCGCUAUAUUCUCAAAGCCAGAUGAAUCUCGGCUCACGUUCCCCAAAGAUCUUCGUCUCCAGUCCGUCCCCUUGUUCCUGAUCUGUGAUAACAUGCGAGACCCAGGGAGCCUGGGUACCGUCCUGCGCUGUGCCGCUGCAGCCGGCUGCGAUCGUGUCCUCCUCACUCAAGGCUGUGUGGAUCCGUGGGAGCCGAAGGUCCUGCGUGCCGCAAUGGGAGCCCAUUUCCGUCUGCCCAUAUUCUCUGGUUUGAACUGGGACUCCGUUUCAGAGCAUUUACCGACGCCAGUGACCGUCCAUGUUGCAGAUGAUGCAAGCAGGAACACGAGGAGCUCUGACACGGAGGUUCAGACGCCGGGAAAGAUUUGCAAUAAUGCUGUUUUGGAGCAGUACACUGAAUCAGACUCGGAUGAAUCUGAUGAUGAACCGUCUCUUCCGUGCAUGGAGCAGAAGGUGUAUCAUGAGAACUGGGCGCAGAGAAACACCGCUCUAGUGAUUAGCGGUGAGACGCACGGACUGAGUGCAGAGGCCCUCCAGCUGGCUGAGGAAACGGACGGUUAUAAACUCUUUGUUCCUAUGGCUCCAGGAGUCGAGGGUCUGAAUUCAGCCAUGAUGGCUAGUAUCCUGCUAUUUGAAGGGCGGAGACAGUUGAUGAAAUUUGUCCAGAAAGCAAGAAGAGCAAAAUCCAUCAUCCACUGAUCAGUAAUUCUUUAAUACAGUCUUUAAUGUUAAACAGGUCCGGAGAUUGGAAUUAAAAGUUCUGUUUGACA